Molecule: messenger RNA, 3026 nt
Organism: Alexandromys fortis (reed vole)
Lineage: Eukaryota; Metazoa; Chordata; Mammalia; Rodentia; Cricetidae
Gene: Emp2
Product: epithelial membrane protein 2
Exons: 5
Coding region: 189-704 (171 amino acids)
Biological process (GO): regulation of cell-matrix adhesion; cell adhesion; positive regulation of integrin-mediated signaling pathway
Cellular component (GO): cytoplasm; plasma membrane
Molecular function (GO): protein kinase binding
Source: RefSeq, a predicted model, not a curated record
GGAGGGCGGCGGGGAGGAGGCUCGUCGGCCCGGAGGGCGGAGGAGGCCGAGCCAUCCCAGCCCGAGCUUCAAAACAGCCGGCGCCUCACCCCGCGCACAGCCUGCCCCUGCGUCCAGACGCCCGUGUCCGGUGUGGAUUUUUCUCUGCCAUCCUCUGGCUGCCCCCUGGCCGUCACUGCCCUGUGAACAUGUUGGUGAUUCUGGCCUGCGUCAUCGUCUUCCACAUCAUCUGUGCGGCGCUGCUGUUCACCUCCACCGUUAACAAUGCCUGGUGGGUUGGAGAAGACUUCUCAGCAGACAUCUGGAGAGUGUGCAUCAACAAUACAAACUGCACAGAGAUCAACGACCUGAGUGGCAGCGAUGGGUUCAAAGAUUACUCCAUCAUGCAGGCCGUGCAGGCCACCAUGAUCCUCUCCACCAUCCUCUGCAGCCUCUCCUUCCUCAUCUUUCUGCUCCAGCUCUUCCGCCUCAAGCAGGGAGAGAGGUUCAUCCUGACCGCCAUCAUCCAGCUCAUGUCCUGUUUAUGUGCCAUGAUCGGGGCUUCCAUUUAUACAGACCGGCGCCAAGACCUUCACCAGCAGAACUACAUCUAUAGCCUGGUGCAGGAAGGCAGCUAUGGCUACUCUUUCAUUCUAGCCUGGGUCUCCUUCUCCUUCACUUUCAUCAGUGGCCUCAUGUACAUGAUCCUGAGGAAGCGCAAGUAGGCUGCGGAAACCCAGCCUCUCUCCCCACAGUAUGGCAUACACGUUCACAUAACCAUUUUGUAUAUAAUCAUUUUUGUGGUUUUUCUAGCAAACAUAUUGUUUCCUUUAAAAGCUUUUAUAAAAAAGAAGAGAGAGAGAAAGAGGAGUUUCUGCCUUCUUGGAGUCUGAGACCAGACCACGAAGGCUGGCAUUCAGAAUGCAAGCCCACCGAGAGUCUCAGCAAGGCCCAGCAAGAUCCAGCAAUGUGGAAUCCACAGGAUGCUUCUCCCCGGUGGACCUGGGGUGGGGUGUGGCCAAAGGUGGAAAAAGCCUGUUUUCGGGCACAAGCUCUCUGUAGGUUUCUACCCUGCCCCUCUCCCCCGGCCCCUUCCCCCUGCCCAUGCCACUCUGGCAGCCACAGGUGGGAUGAUGAGGGGCCCGAGUGAGGAGUACAUAUCCUCAGAUAUUAACCCCUAGUUCAUGUAAGCAGAGGGCAAAGGCUAGCCCUGGUUUCGGUCUGUCCGGGACCCAGAGCCCCAGUCCCCCUGUGGUGAGUUAGGUCAUCAUGCAGACUUCCUGACAGUCGCCUGUCUGCCUUAAGGAUAGUUGUCAUGUUGAGUCUCCGUAGGUAAUUCCUUAAGGCAUCUGUUACAUGCAGAGCCACAGGUCCACUUCGAAGACCCUCAGAAUCCAUCAACGGGGUGAACCUGUAUGUCUGAAUUUCCGAUGAUCUCCCUGCAAUAUCCUUAGAUGCACUGAAACUGGGGGUAAGAGUCCUAGAGACAGGGGAGUAGAGUCACCCUGUAAAUGUUAACAGUCUCAUCACACUAAGAUGGCCCCACUGCCAGCCACAUCUUGGCCCCACUAGCUCUUGCUCUCACAGCUUCUGAUAUCUGGGCUGCUUGUGCCAUAUUCCCAGGCCAUAAGCCUCCAUCCGUGAGGAGGACUGGGCAGCCUCCUCCCUGCCCUGUCCUUCCUGCCCUUCUUUCUAACGUGGGUGCUUCCAUUGGCCCCUGUUUCUGGAGACUCAGAAGAUCUGUCUUCCAUCCAUUCAUCUACCUAUCAUUCAACAUGAAUGGGUCUUGCCACAUGUCAGGUGCAAAGGUUACCUUUCAAACCAUUCCUCGUGAAACUCGGGCUAGUGAAGAACAUGCCAGAACCACUCAGAAACACUGCCACCUGUGACGGAGCAGCAGCGACGCCACCAGUCAAAACCUCCCGGGGCGAGAGGAAGCCCACUCUCCGUGUGCCUGCCUUGAAGUGCCCUGUGGCAUCUACACUGCUCUAGACAGAGUUCCACUCAGCUUCAACAGGUUUCCCCCAGAGGGUACUUUAGUAGAGGAUCCCACAUGUCCCACACUGAGACAGCAGGAAAGGAUUCCCAGAGCCAUGGCUCUCAAGAUGGGCACCCAAGGAGGAGAACCCAGCUGCCCUCCAGUCAGUAAGAAUGUCCUGAUAAAUGUGGCAUGAGAUGAUCAUACCAGAGAUCCAAGGACUCUAAGAUGGCAACCUUCUCCCUUUGGUACCCUUCACCAUUGUUAGCAUCAAGUCGGAGAGGUGACUCUGGGACAGGGUGUGUAGAUUUGCGUUGUUUAAACACAUUUACAUGUGAGCUUCUGUGAGGGGUCGUUUAUCAGUACCGCAGUUCCAGUGGAGCUGGGGUUGUUGGGGCUGAGUGGCUUCAGAGCCACCAUGGACACCUCCUCAGUACAAGACUGGCUUCCCUCCCUCCGGCUCUCCUAUCCUCCUUUCCGUCCUUCCCUUGGGGAGAGUGCCAAGGUGGCACGGGGCAGAGAUAGGGCAGGUGACCACCCUUGAUGGAGAACUUCCCCAGGCUCACUGAGGCCUGUCUAAAGUGUCCUCUACACAUUCCUUGGGGACUUUUCUGUAAUAAUGUCCUGGUAGUCACGAUGGAAACAAACGGACCAAACCACAGGCAUGAAACAUGAAUUUCCACCUCAGAGAGCCCAGGGCUGCAGAAGCAAACCAUCCGAUACGAUGGGAAUGGGAUGGGGGUUGUCUGCUUGCCACUGUGGCCAGCAUUCGGUGCCAUCCCCUGUGGCAUGAGAGAAAAGGGCGCGAGGGAGAACAGAUCCACCCUUCUCCUAUGUGGGAUCAGCUCUAAAUUGGUGCUCAUCACUAGUUACCAAAGAACAAUGACAAAGUCAGCCGGGAUAUCCAAGAAGCAUGGAUUAGGACCAAACCCAUCACUGUAUUUAAAGGAACUUUAGUUUGCGCAUCUUACAACAUUUUUAUAAAGUACUGUAAUUCAUGGGUGGGGCAUGUGACAGAGACAGACUAACCCAUGUUUGUCAUUUGCAUUAAAAUUAUUUUGGGUCUCUG